CUCAUUGCAUUAAAUGUAUGACAUUUCAAAUUAAAGUUAUUUAUUAAUUUUUAUGAAACUAACAGCUUUAAUUUUAUGAACUGUGUGUUAUUUUAUUUAACCAUGUCUCUUAGUUAAUAUUUUGUUUAUUUGUGCAUCAGACACCUUACACAACUAAACUAAAAAUGUCUAUAUUGCUCGAGUUUGAGAAAGAAAUGUUGGAAAAUCUUCUGGAGGAUGAUUGUUUGAUGAUAACUUCCCGAGGAAUGACAUUAGAGAAGGUUGUCACGGAGUUUAUUCGGACGUAUAAUGCCCCAUCCAACCUGGUAUUUAUAAUCAAUGCAUCAAAUAAAGAAACGAAUUUUAUUCUGCAAUCGUUGACCAUUGGAUCAAAGCCUGAUGAUUUUCACCCUCGCUCGGUUACCUCUGAAUACAGUGUCAAUGAGAGGAAAAAAUUAUACCUUGAUGGCGGAAUUAUUUUUGUAACCUCAAGAAUUUUGGUUGUCGAUAUGCUUCUUGAGCGUAUUCCUCUUGAUCUGAUUACAGGCCUAAUUGUAUUUAAAGCUCACAAAAUUGAAGAUGAAUGUCAAGAAGCUUUCAUUCUUCGAUUAUACAGAAUGAAAAACAAAACUGGAUUCAUUAAAGGAUUUUCAAAUUUUCCGUCAGCCUUUGUCGGUGGAUUCAGUAGAAUUGACCGUAUCAUGAGAUUUCUUUUUGUUAAGAAAUUAUAUCUGUGGCCUCGGUUUCAUGCAUCUGUCAAUGCAUCACUUGGAAGUCGAGCUAAACCAGAAGUUAUUGAAAUAAGACUCUCAUUAAGUGAACAUAUGAAAAAUAUCCAAUUUGCAAUUAUGGACCUGAUUUCAAUGUGUCUAAAAGAAAUAUCCAAGGCGAAUGUUUCGUUUGUUGUCGAUAUUGAUGAAUUAACUGCUGAGAAUGCUAUAAGUCCUGGAUUUGACAAAUAUCUUCGCAAACAAUUUGACCCGGUCUGGCAUCAACUCAAUUAUCGGACGAAAAGAUUGAUCGAUGAUUUAAAACUUUUAGGUAGAUUGCUUCUAUCUUUAACCGAUGAUGACUGCAUCACUUUUUACAAAAUAAUCAAAUCAAUUCGAGAUAAUAUCAAGAUCGAUGCCAAAGUUUCUGAUUGGAUUUUUUGGGAACCAGCAGAAAUACUAUUUGUUAGUUCAAAGAAUCGAGUUAUUGAUUUUGUACAAAAUGCUAGUGACAAGCAUAUUGAAAUGAAUGGAAAGUGGAAUUCAUUUGUUGAUAUUGUUGAUGAAAUCAAUCAAGAAAUUAGUAAAAAAGAGACUGAUACUCAUGUCAUGAUCGUUGUAAAUGAUGAUAGAACUAUUUUGAAAUUACAAGACGUUCUUGAUAAAGGACCAAAGACUGUUUUAAACGAAAUUUAUAUCAAAAGUAAAUCAAUUCUCGGUGAUAUUGUAAGGACUAAUGUUCAAGCUGAUGAUGAUAUUGAAUUGAAUAACCCUCCAGCCAAACGUAGACGAACAAUUGAGUUAGAUCCUGGUAUUGUUACGCUCACUCAAAUUGUCCGCCAUUAUGACCAACUUGAAGAGGAGAAUAAAAAAGUUGGUCAACUCCAUUUACAUUAUCACGCUUCUUCUGAAGGAUACCUGCGAUUCGAGGAACAAUUAAUUCAAUAUGAACCCGAGUACUUCAUUCUCUAUGAUCCUGAUAUGGGUACAAUUAGACAAAUUGAACUUUACCAGGCUUGCAAAAUGUCUCCUGAACAAGCUAAAGUUUAUUUUUUUAUGUACGACGGUUCAUCAGAAGAGCAAAAGUAUUUAACAAGCUUGCGUAAAGAAAAGGAAGCCUUUGAAAGCCUAAUUAAAGCUAAAGCAUCUAUGGUUGUUCCAGAGAACAGAGAUGGUAAAACUGGUGAUAACCCUGAUUUAAUCCGACUAUCAUUUACUCAAGAAGUUUCAACUCGACAAGCCGGUGGUCAACAAACUCAAGAGUCAACUAAACAAUUAGUAAUUGUCGAUAUGAGAGAAUUCAGAAGUAGCUUACCUUCAUUAAUUCACAAGAGGGGAAUUGACAUUGAACCAGUUACUAUUGAGAUUGGUGAUUAUAUAUUGACACCAGAAACUUGCGUGGAACGUAAAUCAAUCAGUGAUUUAAUUGGUUCACUUAACAAUGGGCGUUUAUACAAUCAAUGUAGUGCAAUGACCCGUCACUAUAAGAGAUCAAUUAUUUUGAUUGAAUUUGACCAAAAUAAAUCAUUUAACUUUAAAGGUAAAUACUGGGGAUUAGGAGCACGUCGAUCAGAAACAGAUAAUCUUGAUGUAAUGGCUAAAUUGGUUAUAUUAACUCUACAUUUUCCUCUUGUCCGCAUAAUUUGGUCACCUUCACCUCAUUUUUCAGCCGAAGUUUUUGAAUAUCUUAAACAAGAUAAAGAGCAACCCAGUGCUGAGAAAGCCAUAUCAAUAUCUCAAGAACAACUUCCAGCGGAACAUUUUCUCGAUAAAUAUGAUGUUGGAGCAAAAAACCUUCUUCUCAAUUUACCAGGAGUUAAUUUAUACAAUGUUUAUGCGAUUAUGAAUAAGGUUAAAUGUUUCGCGGAUCUAGUUGAAUUGAAAAAAGACCAACUUAAUGAAAUAUUGCACAGCGAACAAAACACAAACGCUUUAUAUGACUGUCUUCAUUCAAAUUUAAUUACUUCUUGUGCGAAUGAUCAACUUGAAUUAGCCAAAGCCGCAAAGAAGAGUGUUUUUAAAAAAAUCAAAAAAAAGUGAUGUACAUAGAAUAUCUUGGAAUUUCAUUUUGCACGAAUAAAAUUUUAUCCUGUUAUAAGCUAA
Molecule: messenger RNA, 2792 nt
Organism: Tetranychus urticae (two-spotted spider mite)
Lineage: Eukaryota; Metazoa; Arthropoda; Arachnida; Trombidiformes; Tetranychidae
Gene: mei-9
Product: DNA repair endonuclease XPF mei-9
Biological process (GO): nucleotide-excision repair involved in interstrand cross-link repair; double-strand break repair via homologous recombination; resolution of meiotic recombination intermediates
Cellular component (GO): nucleotide-excision repair factor 1 complex
Molecular function (GO): damaged DNA binding; single-stranded DNA endonuclease activity; single-stranded DNA binding
Source: RefSeq, a predicted model, not a curated record